GCUUGGGUAAUAUGUUUGUGCGCGAGGAGAACGGAAGUGGCGGAGAAGAGGGCCGAGAAGAGCCGGCGAAAAAACCGACGCGCGUCACGAUGGUUUAUUAUCUUGUGGCGGCGUACGCUUCCAGCCUAGGAGGCGUAGGCACGUUAGUCGGGACAGGCACCAAUUUAACGUUGAAAGGUUUCUUCGAAAAGCGGUUCCCAAACAGUCCGGGCAUCAGCCUGACUUCGUGGAUGCUCUACUCGGUCCCGCCAAUGCUGUUGAUGGGUUUUCUUACGUGGAUGUGGCUUCAAAUAAUGUACAUGGGAAUGUUCAGGCCGAGAAGCAAAGACGCGCGCGCCAUUGAUAUUGGCGCGCAAGGUGAGAAGGUCGCCGCGGCCGUUAUCCAGAAAAGGUACAAGGAACUCGGCCCGAUUACGUGGCACGAAUCCUCCGUCGGUGUCCUCUUCGUUGCGGUCGUUCUACUUUGGUUCUUCAGGAGUCCCGGAUUCGUGCGCGGUUGGCCAACUUAUAUCACCGAUUUGUAUGUAUCGCGACUGAUUUUCCCGUGCAGAUGUAGGUCGAGUCGAUCACUUUUGCACCUCGAUGCCAGUGAUUUUUAUGACGUUAAGGGUGUAUUAUCGACUAGAAGUUUGUUUUUUCAGUAAUUUUUAGGAAUUAAUUUUGCGAAAACUAUCAAACCUACAGCAACAGGGUUUUUUAUGCAUAAUAAAACACGUUUCAAGUAACAACACAAAUUUUUAUGAAAUACUUGAUUGAAAUCUAUACAAGUUAUGCGCUGUUAUGCAGGUUGUGGCGUAAUUAAGACGCUCGUUCAAUCGGGCGUACAGGCUGUUCUAGUUGUCUGAGACAGAAAAACAAAUUUUUGUUUUCAAUCUACAUGAAUAUAGUUAUCGUCUGAACUAGAAUUAAGUAAAUACUAAAUUUUUUAUCAGAAUCGCAGCUGUUUGAAAAUUAAGGUUUAAUUUUCCCGGAAAAUUGUCAAUUAAAAUAUGAGAGCAGGGCUAAAAUAUUCAAGCUAUCGGUAUAAUUCUAGUUCAGACCAUAGGCGAUGGUGCCCUCGAAAUGUGUGUAAAACCAGAAGUUAGUCGGUCCAAUAGUUUUUGAGAAAAACGUGCGCCCGACUUGAAAAAUGUCGUUUCGAGAAAAACGCGUUUAAAGUUUGCUAUACAUUUAGCACUAAUACUGGUGAACAACCUUUAAGCCUCUGUAACUAUGAAAGCUCUACGAAUUUCAAAUUAAUAUUUUAGAGGCACUUUCUCAAAACCCCAAAUGAUAAGAAAAUGCAAAAGAAAAAAAAUCGAAUUUUUGAAGUUUCUAGACGAUAAUACCCCCUUAAUAAAUUCACGGUUGCUCUUAAUACUCUACCGAUACUGUUUAGACUCCGCGUAGAAAUAUAGGGUGGGAGCAAUAACUUUGUCCACUUUGAAUAUCUCCGUUAUUUAUAGUCCUAUGAAAAAACUUGUCAGAACAAACCUGCACUGUUUUGAGGAGCACUUACAAUGGUAGAAGAUAAUUUUUUCCAAGUUCAUUUAUUUAUGAAUUUUCAAGGUCAUCAAUGUUUUUAAAUGGAAUGCUAAAUGGAAUUUUUAAAAUCUUUAUCUAAUAAAUGCUGUUGAGACAACUUUAGAAUUAUUUUGUACCCAUUUUAAACGCUCCUUAAAACAGUGCAACGUUGUCUGACAAUUUUUUUCAUUGGAACAUAAUAAAAAUAUCCAAGGUUGACAAAGUAAUUUCCCCACUCUGUAUAUGGGCUUUUCAAUUAGACCUUGUGAUCGUUUACGACAACGUCAUUUAAAUGUUCGCUCUCUGAAUCACUAUUUUCCAAUGACAAUACAUAACAUUGCUUUUGAAUAGUUACGUCACGACCAUCACUUUCGUCACCGCUAUCAUGCGUUGAAUUCUUGGCAGAACAUUCUACAGAUCAUCUACAUAGAAUUCUCCACUAAUUCUUUUUUCAUUAAUUGUAAACGACAUUUUUUUUCAAAUUAUGUAGGAAUGUGGGAGCGUACUAGUAAUAGGUAACACAAUAUUGGCUACCACGGCGAAAAGUCGAUUAAGAGAUUUCUGCUUUGUCGAUUCAGAGAAUGAAUCAUUUUUGCGAUUACUUUCCUCCUAAAAUUGAGCCCAAAGAGUUUUAAUUUAUUAUGUUUUUUUCGUUGAUUUAUCUACAAUACAUAUGAAGUUUUGUAAUUAAAAAACAUAGAAAAUUUGUAAUUUAAAAGCUGUUGUUUGUAAAGUUGUAAAAGACACAAAGGUGCUCAGUGUUGAAAAGAAUGGCGUUGGGGAUCAUCAGAAACACAAAAUGUAAAAAGUAUCUUAUUUCAUAUGAAUGUGUCUGUGGUCGGUACUAGAAUUGUUACAAAAAUAUAAAAGAUUUUUUAAAAUACGGCCUUUAUAAGAAAAAUUCUCACAUUCAGCCUAAAUCUUGAUGAAACUUUCGUUGUUAUAGAAAAAACAAUAAUAGAUAAGGCAAUAAUUCUAAUACCGACCAUAGAAAGAUGUCUUCGGAACAUAAUCAUCAAAUUUGGUGCAGACUGCUUAAUUAUUUCCAGAGAUUUCUUCGACACAGACUCAAAAAAAAUACUUUCGAGAAACAGCCUCGAGAUUUUACGUUCCUUUCAUAGUACAUCAUGAAUGAUAUUUUGCCCGGUUAAUCAACUCUUUAAAUAAAUUCUCCAUUUCUACAUUCAAGUCCUCAAUGUUACAUUAUUCUGUCUUUUAGCAGUUCUAGCCUCUUUUAAAUCCCUACAGUGGAUUCCUUCUUCGCGAAUGGCAUUUCUCGUUUACGUUUAAUAUCCUCUGGAGCAUGUUUUUCUUCUUAAUAAAAGUCUUGCAAUUUAUUUCA
Hylaeus anthracinus is the source of this 2845-nucleotide messenger RNA. Its product is annotated as protein I'm not dead yet-like. The transcript has 3 exons. Gene Ontology annotation, cellular component: membrane. Gene Ontology annotation, molecular function: succinate transmembrane transporter activity; citrate transmembrane transporter activity. NCBI's taxonomy places the organism in Eukaryota, Metazoa, Arthropoda, Insecta, Hymenoptera, Colletidae. Gene Ontology annotation, biological process: citrate transport; monoatomic anion transmembrane transport. Bases 12 to 644 code for a protein of 210 amino acids. The record is from RefSeq and is a predicted model, not a curated record.